Molecule: messenger RNA, 1470 nt
Organism: Limulus polyphemus (Atlantic horseshoe crab)
Lineage: Eukaryota; Metazoa; Arthropoda; Merostomata; Xiphosura; Limulidae
Product: pancreatic triacylglycerol lipase-like
Exons: 10
Coding region: 53-1444 (463 amino acids)
Biological process (GO): lipid metabolic process
Molecular function (GO): protein binding; triacylglycerol lipase activity
Source: RefSeq, a predicted model, not a curated record
CUUGCUCAAACCAUUCUCCCAGAUAGUCACAUCGUAUACUUAAUUAAAAGUGAUGUUGAAGCCUCCAGGGUUACACUUUAUUUCGCUUUUAGUUUUCUCUACUAUAUGGAUCCAGGGGUUUGCGGUUGUUGACCUCCACAAACAUUACCAAAAUAAUGAAACUUUCCAGGGAGAGAAAAUAAAAUGCAUUGAUGAGCUCGGAUGUUUUGGGACCGGUGGUGUGUUUUUUCAUCCUCUUUUUCGGCCUAUCGAUGUUCUCCCCGAUGACCGAGAAGUCAUUAAUGUCCAGUUUAACCUUUACACAAGAGAUCGUCCCAAAGACGAACGAGUGCUGAAAAGUUCAGAUAAAAAUUCGGUUCUUAAGUCUGAAUUCAGUAUAAAUCGCCCAACCAAGUUUAUUGUCCAUGGUUAUAUCGACAAUGAUCUAUUUGGACCCUGGAUGAAGAGUCUCAAAGACGAGCUACUUCUUAGAGGAGACUUCAACGUUAUAAUUGUUGACUGGAGUGGUGGAAACAAGCUACCUUAUUACCAAGCAACGGCUAACACUCGUGUUGUCGGGGCCGAAAUCGCUCUGUUAAUAUCAAGAUUAGAGGAAUGGAUUGGGCUAAAUCCAGAAGACUGCCACAUCGUCGGACAUAGUCUAGGCUCUCAGAUUUCGGGAUAUGCUGGUGAACGAAUAAAUAGAUUAGGACGCAUUACAGCUGUUGAUCCAGCCGAACCAUACUUUCAAAAUAUGCCAGUAGAGGUCAGGAUCGAUCCUUCCGACGCUCUGUUUGUUGAUGUGAUUCACACUGACGCAAAGACAAUUUUCUUGAUGGGGCUGGGAAUGAGCCAAGAAGUUGGACACGUGGAUUUUUUCCCUAAUGAUGGGACCAAUCAACCGGGUUGCAAAAAGGAUCAGAUUCUUUCCUUCAUCACUGAUGGUUUGUUAGAAGGAAUACGACGCUUCGUGGGCUGUAACCAUCAAAGAGCAGUGGACUUUUUUCACCAUAGUAUCAACUCUCACCGCUGUGUACCUGUGGGAUAUGUCUGUCAGGACUGGGAGACCUUCCUACAGGGUAGAUGCGCCGACUGUGGUGUAGAUGGGAGUCGCUGUGCCAUAAUGGGAUUACGGGCAGAGAAAUUCAAACCACACAAAGACGAUGGCAAAUCAGUGAAAAUGUACCUCAAAACAAGUGGAUCGUCUCCAUUCUGCUUGUUCCACUACCAGGUUAUCGUGAAGCUGUUCAAACCGAGUAAGAGCCGGGAUGAGCGGGGUCACUUGUAUCUGUCUUUGAAGGGAGAUGAAGGGGAAGUGGACUUCACUCUGAGCAACGAUGUGGAGGAGUUCUAUCAUGGGGCCCAGUACACCUACUUAGUUACAACUGAUAAAUAUAUUGAUGACAUCAUUAAGAUUGGCUUUAGUUGGAAACAUCAUUCAACCAUCUUUAACCCUCUAACUUGAAUACUGUUUAUAUUUUAGUUUGGAGG